This is a messenger RNA of Saccharomyces mikatae IFO 1815, 2841 nucleotides long. It is a transcript of the gene INP51, whose product is annotated as phosphoinositide 5-phosphatase INP51. Gene Ontology annotation, molecular function: phosphatidylinositol-4,5-bisphosphate 5-phosphatase activity; phosphatidylinositol-3,5-bisphosphate 5-phosphatase activity. Bases 1 to 2841 code for a protein of 946 amino acids. The record is from RefSeq and is a predicted model, not a curated record. The transcript has a single exon. Gene Ontology annotation, cellular component: membrane; cytoplasm. NCBI's taxonomy places the organism in Eukaryota, Fungi, Ascomycota, Saccharomycetes, Saccharomycetales, Saccharomycetaceae. Gene Ontology annotation, biological process: phosphatidylinositol dephosphorylation.
AUGAGACUUUUCAUCGGUACAAAAACACGAUCAAUUGUCAUAUCUUCCAAUAACUAUUGUUUAUCCUUCCAACGAUUGCGCAGCAUACCAGGGGCUAGUUCCCAACAGCGUCAACUAAGUAAGACACCCAGUAUAACAAUUAAAUCUUUUCCUGACACAGAUCUUUCAAAUGAUAACGAUUAUCUCGAAGUUAAAAGUUGCAUAUUCAAUGGAUUAUUAGGGCUCGUGUGUCUUAAUGGUGAUAUCUAUGUCGCCGUCAUAUCGGGGGUUCAGAAUGUUGGGUUUCCUCGAUGGCAACUGGUAGAUCAUCAAAUAAGACCUUCUGAGAGCAUUUAUAAGAUAUUAGAUGUUGACUUUUAUAGCUUAGAAAGUGACGUUUUUGACUACCUCCUGUGCGAACGAUCAGAGCAAAACUACGACAAAUUGAUCCAUGAACAUCCAUGUGGUCCCUUGAAAAAACUAUUUAGUGAUGGAACAUUCUAUUAUUCUAGAGAUUUCGACAUCUCUAACAUCGUGAAAAACCAUGGCUUAUCACAUAACUUAGAAUACACCGUAGAUAAUCAAGAUCUAUCGUUUAUUUGGAAUGCUAAUUUAGCAAGUGAGGUAAUUAACUGGAGAAGCAAAAUUUCAAAUGAGGAAAAGCAACUUUUUGCCAAUGCGGGAUUCCUAACAUUUGUCAUUCGCGGUUAUUGCAAGACAGCAUUAAUAGAAGAUGGUCCAAAUACUGCCUCUAUAACUAUCAUUUCUAGGAUUUCAACUGAGAGUAAACAGGAUACGCUGGAAUUGGAGGGUAUUAGUGAAGAUGGAAGGGUUUCACUCUUUGUUGAAACAGAGAUCGUAGUUACCACAGAAAAGUUCAUUUUUUCCUACACUCAAGUCAACGGAAGCAUUCCUCUUUUUUGGGAAUCUGUAGAAAGUCAACUAUUAUAUGGAAAAAAAAUUAAGGUAACAAAGGGUCCUAUUGAGGCUCAAGGAGCUUUUGACAGGCAUUUUGAUAACCUAACAUCAAAGUAUGGUGUUGUGAGUAUCGUCAAUAUCAUAAAACCUAAAAGUGAGUCCCAAGAAAAGCUAGCACUGACAUAUAAGGAUUGUGCUGAAUCGAAAGGAAUAAAAAUAACGAACAUAGAAUAUAGUUCUAGUGUCCUGACAAAAUCUCCUCAUAAAUUACUCUAUUUGUUGAAACAAGAUAUUUACGAGUUCGGUGCGUUUGCCUAUGACAUCUCUAGAGGGAUCUACUUUGCAAAACAAACGGGUGUAUUACGAAUAAGCGCCUUUGAUUCAAUUGAAAAACCAAACACGGUCCAGAGAUUAGUGAGUAAAGAAGUAAUUGAGUUGACUACGAACGAAAUUGAUGUAUUUGAAUUGACUUCGCCGUUCUUAGAUGCUCACGAUAAGCUAUGGUUAGAAAAUUACUACUGGCUGGAUAGAACGUACACUAAGCACACAAAGAAUUCUGGUAAGUAUACAAAGGUUUAUUCAAAGUUAUUUGGCUCCCGAGUUAGGUUAUACGACCCGUUACAUAUCUACAUCUCUCAACAUUUGAAGCAAUUGAGGUCAAAAUAUACGUUUGAGAAAGACAUCUCAAUAUUCGCAGGCACGUUCAAUAUAAGUGGGAAAAUCCCAAAAGAUGAUAUAACAGAUUGGAUUUUUCCGAAAUCAAUGUCUAAGGACGAUGAAAUGGCUGACCUUUAUAUCAUUGGAUUAGAAGAAGUGGUGGAGCUUACCCCAGGUCAUAUGCUUGCUACCGAUCCAUAUGUCCGGCAAUUUUGGGAAAAGAAAAUACUAACACUAUUAAAUGGACCCGGACGUAGAAAGAAAUAUGUCCGUUUAUGGAGUACGCAGUUGGGGGGUAUAUUACUUUUAUUAUUUAUGAAUGAGAUAGAAUAUUCGAAAGUAAAGCAUAUUGAAGGGGACGUUAAAAAAACGGGGUUUGGAGGAAUGGCCUCGAAUAAAGGAGCCGUCGCUGUUAGCUUCAAGUAUUCAGCUACAAGGUUUUGCGUCUUGGUAUCUCACUUAGCGGCAGGGUUAGAGAACGUCGAGCAAAGGCAUAAUGACUAUAAAACAAUUGUUAAAAGCAUUAGAUUCUCCAAAGGAUUACGAAUAAAGGAUCAUGAUGCAAUAAUUUGGAUGGGUGAUUUCAAUUACAGAAUAUUAAUGUCCAAUGAAGAUGUUAGACGAAAAAUAGUUUCUAAGGAAUAUGCCAACUUAUUUGAAAAAGAUCAGCUUAAUCAACAAAUGAUCGCCGGUGAGUCUUUUCCAUACUUCCAUGAAAUGGCAAUUGACUUCCCACCUACAUACAAAUUUGACCCAGGGACGAAAAACUAUGAUACAAGUGAAAAAAUGAGGAUACCAGCAUGGACUGACCGAAUUCUAAGUAGGGGAGAAGUUCUAAAACAGUUAGAGUAUAACUGUUGUGAAAACAUAGUGUUUUCUGAUCAUAGACCAGUAUAUGCCACAUUUAGAGCUAGAGUAACUGUAGUUGAUGAACAAAAAAAGACUACUCUGGGUACACAAAUCUAUGAGAGGAUUAUGGAAAAGCUAGAUGGAUUGAAUGAUGAUGAGAAAAUUGCGGUUUUGAGUGACGAUGCGUUUGUGAUCGAAAGUUUUGAGGACAAUGAUUCGGUAGCUGGGCUUACUCAUUCCCCGACGCCAAAUUCUGAACCGAAAAGAGGUAGAAAAUUACCACCACCUAGUUCGGAUAUGAAAAAAUGGUGGAUUGGGAGUGGAAAGCAAGUUAAAGUAGUUCUUGAUGUGGACCCAGCCGUUUACAUGAUUAAUCCUGAAAGAGAUCCUAAUCCUUUCGUGGAGAACGAAGAUGAACCACUUUUUGUAGAAAGGUAA